This is a messenger RNA of Meriones unguiculatus (Mongolian gerbil), 8625 nucleotides long. It is a transcript of the gene Kif1a, whose product is annotated as kinesin family member 1A. The transcript has 50 exons. The record is from RefSeq and is a predicted model, not a curated record. Gene Ontology annotation, molecular function: ATP binding; microtubule binding; microtubule motor activity. Lineage: Eukaryota; Metazoa; Chordata; Mammalia; Rodentia; Muridae. The coding region runs from base 278 to 5647 and encodes 1789 amino acids. Gene Ontology annotation, biological process: microtubule-based movement.
CGGUGGGGGAUUCAGGGCCAGCGCCAAUGUCCUUGUCGCCGCCCGAAGCGCGGGCUGGGAGCUGCGGCUUCCCUUCCCCCGCCUCUUCGAAGAACAAAGAGGCGAAUUCAGAGGUGCUGCUCCCUGCGAAGCUUUUCAGGGUCCUCAGAAAAGACUCCUUAGCUGCGGCGCGACCCCUGGCCUGUGUGGGUGGAGGUCGCCACGAGCGGGAUAAACAGGUGACCCUGCCCUCUCUGGGACAAGCACAGCUGCUGAAUUACCGACAAACUCCACAGAAAUGGCCGGGGCCUCUGUGAAGGUGGCGGUGCGUGUCCGCCCCUUCAACUCUCGUGAAAUGAGCCGGGACUCCAAGUGCAUCAUUCAGAUGUCAGGCAGCACCACGACGAUCGUCAACCCCAAACAGCCCAAGGAGACACCCAAGAGCUUCAGCUUCGAUUACUCCUACUGGUCACACACCUCGCCCGAAGACAUCAACUAUGCCUCUCAGAAGCAGGUCUACAGGGACAUCGGGGAAGAGAUGCUACAGCAUGCCUUCGAGGGCUACAAUGUGUGCAUCUUUGCCUAUGGGCAGACAGGGGCUGGCAAGUCCUACACUAUGAUGGGCAAGCAAGAGAAGGACCAACAAGGCAUCAUCCCACAGCUCUGUGAAGACCUCUUCUCUCGAAUCAAUGACACGACCAAUGACAACAUGUCCUACUCUGUAGAGGUCAGCUACAUGGAGAUUUACUGUGAAAGGGUUCGGGACCUCUUGAACCCCAAGAACAAAGGCAACCUGCGUGUGAGGGAGCACCCUCUGCUGGGGCCCUAUGUGGAGGACCUCUCCAAGCUGGCUGUAACCUCCUACAAUGACAUCCAGGACCUCAUGGACUCAGGGAACAAGGCCAGGACUGUGGCGGCCACAAACAUGAAUGAGACCAGCAGCCGUUCCCACGCUGUCUUCAACAUCAUCUUCACCCAGAAGCGCCAUGAUGCAGAGACCAACAUUACCACAGAGAAAGUGAGCAAAAUCAGCCUGGUGGACCUGGCUGGCAGUGAACGAGCUGACUCCACAGGCGCCAAGGGCACACGACUCAAGGAGGGAGCCAACAUCAACAAGUCUUUGACCACCCUGGGAAAGGUCAUCUCUGCUCUGGCUGAAAUGGACUCUGGCCCCAACAAGAACAAGAAAAAGAAGAAGACAGAUUUCAUCCCUUACCGAGACUCCGUCUUGACCUGGCUUCUCCGGGAAAACUUGGGUGGCAACUCUAGGACAGCCAUGGUAGCAGCCCUGAGCCCUGCAGACAUCAACUAUGACGAGACCCUCAGCACACUGAGAUAUGCAGACCGGGCCAAACAGAUCCGCUGUAAUGCCAUUAUCAAUGAAGACCCUAACAAUAAGCUGAUUCGAGAACUGAAGGACGAGGUGACCAGGCUACGAGACCUGCUGUAUGCCCAAGGUCUUGGCGAUAUCACUGACACCAACACUGUGCCCGGAGGACCCAAAUUGACCAAUGCCCUGGUGGGCAUGAGCCCGUCAUCUUCGCUCUCAGCCUUGUCCAGUCGUGCGGCCUCUGUGUCCAGUCUCCACGAGCGCAUCUUGUUUGCUCCAGGCAGUGAGGAGGCUAUUGAAAGGCUGAAGGAAACAGAGAAGAUCAUUGCAGAGCUCAACGAGACCUGGGAGGAGAAGCUGCGGCGGACAGAAGCCAUCCGGAUGGAGAGGGAAGCCUUGUUGGCUGAGAUGGGUGUGGCCAUGAGAGAAGAUGGCGGCACCUUGGGUGUGUUCUCUCCCAAAAAGACACCUCAUCUUGUUAACCUGAACGAGGAUCCUUUGAUGUCUGAAUGCCUCCUCUACUACAUCAAAGAUGGGGUCACCAGAGUGGGCAGAGAAGAUGCAGAGAGGCGGCAAGACAUUGUCCUGAGUGGGCACUUCAUCAAGGAGGAGCACUGCGUCUUCCGGAGCGACUCCCGAGGCGGUGGAGAAGCCGUGGUGACCCUGGAGCCCUGUGAAGGAGCAGACACAUAUGUCAAUGGCAAGAAAGUCACUGAGCCCAGCAUCCUGCGGUCAGGAAACCGCAUCAUCAUGGGAAAAAGCCACGUGUUCCGGUUUAACCACCCUGAGCAGGCCCGCCAGGAGCGUGAGCGAACACCCUGUGCAGAGACACCCGCUGAGCCAGUGGACUGGGCCUUUGCCCAGCGUGAACUGCUGGAGAAGCAGGGCAUCGACAUGAAGCAGGAGAUGGAACAGAGGCUCCAGGAGCUGGAGGACCAGUACCGGCGGGAGCGGGAAGAGGCCACAUACCUGCUGGAACAGCAGAGGCUGGACUAUGAGAGUAAGCUGGAAGCCUUACAGAAGCAGAUGGACUCCAGAUACUACCCAGAGGUGAAUGAGGAGGAGGAAGAGCCAGAGGAUGAAGUCCAGUGGACAGAGCGGGAGUGUGAGCUGGCAUUGUGGGCCUUCCGGAAAUGGAAGUGGUACCAAUUUACUUCUCUACGGGACCUGCUGUGGGGCAACGCCAUCUUUCUGAAGGAGGCCAACGCCAUCAGUGUGGAGCUAAAGAAGAAGGUCCAGUUCCAGUUCGUGCUCCUCACAGACACACUGUACUCCCCACUGCCGCCAGACCUACUGCCUCCAGAAGCUGCCAAGGACCGAGAGACACGGCCCUUCCCCAGAACCAUUGUGGCCGUGGAAGUCCAGGACCAGAAGAACGGGGCCACCCACUACUGGACACUAGAGAAACUCAGGCAACGCCUGGAUCUGAUGCGGGAGAUGUAUGACAGGGCUGCAGAGGUGCCCUCCAGCGUCGUUGAGGACUGUGACAACGUGGUGACCGGCGGAGACCCCUUCUAUGACCGCUUUCCCUGGUUCCGGCUUGUGGGCAGUUCAGUCAUCUCUGGCUGCAACAGCUACCCUCUUCUCAACACAUGCAUGAGCGAGCGCAUGGCUGCUCUCACCCCCUCCCCCACCUCCUCAAGCCCCGACUCCGACAGCACCGAGCCUGCCGAGGAGCAGAGCGUGGGGGAGGAGGAGGAGGAGGACCUGGAGGACGACGUCUUUCCGGAGCACACGCUGUGCGACGGCCGGGACCCGUUUUACGACCGGCCCCCCCUGUUCAGUUUAGUAGGAAGGGCCUUCGUGUACCUGAGCAACCUGCUGUACCCUGUGCCCCUUGUACAUCGUGUGGCGAUCGUCAGCGAAAAGGGAGAAGUGAAGGGGUUCCUCCGCGUGGCCGUGCAGGCCAUCUCAGCUGAUGAAGAGGCUCCAGAUUAUGGCUCAGGUGUCCGUCAGUCAGGAACCGCUAAAAUCUCCUUUGAUGACCAGCAUUUUGAAAAGUUUCAGUCUGAGUCCUGCCCUGUGGUGGGGAUGUCCCGCUCAGGAACCUCCCAGGAGGAACUGCGCAUUGUAGAAGGCCAGGGUCAGGGUACUGAUGCUGGGCCGUCAGCCGACGAGGUCAACAACAACACUUGCUCAGCUGUGCCUCCUGAAGGCCUCCGAGACAGCCCUGAGAAGGCUGCCCUGGAUGGGCCCCUGGACACCGCUCUGGACCACCUCCGUCUGGGCAGCACCUUUACCUUCCGUGUGACAGUCCUGCAGGCGUCCAGCAUCUCUGCUGAAUAUGCUGACAUCUUCUGCCAGUUCAACUUUAUCCACCGCCAUGAUGAGGCCUUCUCCACUGAGCCACUGAAGAACACCGGCAGGGGACCCCCUCUUGGCUUUUACCAUGUCCAAAAUAUUGCGGUAGAGGUGACCAAGUCCUUCAUCGAAUACAUCAAGAGCCAGCCCAUCGUGUUUGAGGUCUUCGGCCACUACCAGCAGCACCCAUUCCCACCUCUGUGCAAGGAUGUGCUCAGCCCCCUGAGGCCCUCACGUCGCCACUUCCCCAGGGUCAUGCCGCUAUCCAAGCCAGUGCCUGCCACUAAGCUCAGCACGAUGACACGACCCUCCCCAGGUCCCUGCCAUUGCAAAUAUGACCUGCUGGUCUACUUUGAGAUCUGUGAGCUGGAAGCCAAUGGCGACUACAUCCCUGCUGUGGUUGACCACCGUGGAGGCAUGCCAUGCAUGGGGACGUUCCUUCUCCACCAGGGCAUCCAGAGACGAAUAACCGUGACAUUGUUGCACGAGACAGGAAGCCACAUCCGCUGGAAGGAAGUGCGAGAGCUGGUUGUGGGUCGCAUCAGAAACACUCCAGAAACUGACGAAUCUCUGAUUGACCCCAACAUCUUGUCCCUCAACAUUCUCUCGUCAGGAUACGUCCACCCAGCCCAGGAUGACCGGCAGUUUCUUGAUUCGGACAUACCUAGGACCUUCUACCAGUUUGAAGCAGCCUGGGACAGCUCCAUGCAUAACUCCCUCCUGCUGAAUCGUGUCACCCCUUACCGGGAGAAAAUCUACAUGACCCUCUCCGCCUACAUUGAGAUGGAGAACUGCACCCAGCCAGCUGUCAUCACCAAGGACUUCUGCAUGGUUUUCUACUCCCGUGACGCCAAGCUGCCUGCCUCACGCUCCAUCCGCAACUUGUUUGGCAGUGGGAGCCUGCGGGCCACAGAAGGCAACCGUGUGACUGGUGUGUAUGAGCUCAGCCUUUGCCACGUGGCCGAUGCAGGUAGCCCAGGGAUGCAGCGCCGGCGCCGGCGGGUGUUGGACACAUCAGUAGCCUACGUCCGGGGUGAGGAGAACCUGGCUGGCUGGAGGCCCCGGAGUGACAGCCUGAUCCUGGACCACCAGUGGGAGCUGGAGAAACUGAGCCUCCUACAGGAGGUGGAAAAGACACGGCACUACCUGCUCCUGCGGGAGAAGCUGGAGACCACCCAGCGGCCUGGCCCUGAGGCACUGUCCCCAGUCUCCAGCGAGGACUCUGAGUCACGGAGCUCCUCAGGUGCCUCUUCCCCAUUGUCAGCAGAGGGUCAACCAUCACCUCUGGAGACUCCAAACGAGAGGCAGAGGGAGCUGGCUGUCAAGUGCUUACGACUCCUCAUGCACACAUUCAACAGAGAGUACACCCACAGCCACGUCUGUAUCAGCGCAAGUGAGAGCAAGCUGUCUGAGAUGUCUGUCACUCUGGUGCGGGACCCACCCAUGUCCCCUCUGGGGGCAGCCACACUCACUCCCUCCUCCACGUGCCCCUCUCUGAUCGAAGGACGCUAUGGCGCCACUGAUGUGAGGACCCCCCAGCCUUGCUCCCGGCCUGCUAGCCCAGAGCCCGAGCUCCUGCCAGAACUUGACUCCAAGAAAACCCCCUCUCCUGCUCGGGCAACAGAGGCGGACAAGGAGCCCCAGCGCCUUCUGGUCCCCGACAUCCAAGAGAUCCGAGUCAGCCCAAUCGUCUCCAAGAAGGGGUACUUGCACUUCCUGGAGCCACACACAGCUGGCUGGGCCAAGCGCUUCGUGGUAGUGAGGCGUCCCUAUGCCUACAUGUACAACAGUGACAAGGACACCGUGGAGAGAUUUGUGCUCAACCUCUCCACUGCCCAGGUGGAGUACAGCGAGGACCAGCAGGCGAUGCUCAAGACCCCCAACACGUUCGCUGUAUGCACUGAGCACCGAGGCAUCCUGCUGCAGGCCAACAGUGACAAGGACAUGCAUGACUGGCUGUAUGCCUUCAACCCGCUCCUGGCUGGAACCAUUCGGUCCAAGCUCUCCCGAAGGAGAUCUGCGCAGAUGCGGGUCUGAGCGGAAAGCCUUCCUGACGGACAUCCAGUGGCCCAGACCACUCCCCCUGUCCUUGCCAUCUGUCCUGUCAUCUGCCACUCAGCCCUUCCCCCACCAGGGGACACCUGUGCUGGGCCCAGCAACGGAGGCCUAUACCACACGACAAAUUGUGCCCCCAGAGGUUGUGCGCAUUGUUGUUUCUUCCAAAAUUGCUCUGAUGAGAAGUUUGGAAUGCCAGGAAGGUCAAAGGGUACAGGACCCAGGGUAUUGCCGCUGUUCUAAUAUUUUUUUAAGCAUAGACAGACUUAUAAUUAAUAUACAUUAGUUAGUGGUGUUGAAACAGUCCUCUGAGACAUUAACUAUAAGACUGUGUUCUGUUUAUAAGUAUUUAUUUCUAAUGCCUCCAGGUAGGGCUGUAAGGUUCAUGUGGAGCCUUCCCCCCCCCCAUGCCCUGCCCCUCCCUCAGCCUGGCCCUGUUGGUUCCCACAUAUGUCUCCAGCCUGCUAGGGGCAGAGUGGGGGUUAGGGGUGUGAGCAAGCCACCGCUCCUCAUGGUGGCAUAGGGAAGCUCCACCCUGGCCAGUGUUGUCUGAGCUCCACUUAGCAGGGUCUGUGUGUGAGGGGUCUGGAAAUCCUGAGACUUUGGCGGCUCAGAAGGUGGCAUGUACUACUUCUGCGGGAACGGUCCCCAAGGGGGGGCGCUGAGGGUGGUGCGGGCAGCUUCCCCCGGGAGUGAGGAGGGUCGGGGAGGUAUGCGGCAGGGCAGCCCCGGCUAGGCAGUGCAGACUGGCUGAGCUGCAUAUACACAGGGCUGAGGGUGGCAGAGGCUGUGGGUGUUCAGGAUCAGGUCUCUGACUAUAGCCUUGGGGGUCAGUGAGAAGAGGAGUGAGUAUGUGGCUCCGGGAAGGCUCUGUGAUCAGUGAUCCCUUACAAUCUGCCUCGAGUUAGCGCUCCUGGGGAUCUCAGCAAGAGAACUCAGUGAGUGAUGUGUGUCCGUGUCAGGCACAUGAGGUUGGCUUUGUGCUGGUCUUGGCAAAGGGACUCUUCCCUUCUGCACCUGGGGGGAUUUCCAUAUGAUAGACCCAUUUGGAAAGCUGGAAACCGAACCUCAGGUCCCCAGGGCUCAUCAGGAGCAGUUACACUCAGCAUCCAAGUAUUCCAGCCCCCCCCCCACACGUUGGCCAGCCCCUCCCCACUCUAGAUAAGCUGCUGGAUCCCUAUCAUCUCUGGCCGUCUCCACAUGGCCCUGACAUGACAAGGACACUCUUAAAGCCAAUGUUCACAGCAUCUCUAAUGACUGAAAAAGUCUAAAAGAAGUUUCUCGUUUCAAGGUCCCUUAGCACAGUUAUCCAGGGCCCUGACCUUCAUCCAGGCAUCAAGAUUCAGGGCUCAUGCUGGCAGUAGUGUGUGCACCUGCCAGCCAGUGUGGGCCCACCUGAAAUUGAGAAUCCACUCAUCACUGGGGUCAGGUGCCAUAUGGGUAAUUACCAUCAUGCCUGGCAACCCUCAUCCCCAGAACCUAAGGUAAUAGUCCUUAGCAUAGGGUCUCAGAAAACCUUACCUAUGAUGUGUAGGGUAAGACUUACUUCCAAGAAUCCAGAUCAAGGUGACCACCUCAGACCAAGAUUAAACACUAACCGGAAAGCAGGUGGCCUGUGCUGUACCGGGUGGACCUUGGAGGCAGGAGGCUGAGGCCCAGGGUGGAGAGAAGGGUGCUCUCAGCACGAUCCACUUGGGCAUUCAUGACCCACUCAAAGGAAGGAAGGAGCAAGUUGCUUAAAUAUCUUGGUUCCCAAGGGCCACACAGCCACACAGCCCCCAGCAGGCAGAGAGGUGGUCAGGCCUGCCACGCUCAUUCAGGUCAGCCAGCCUGAAGCUAAGGCCUUGGAAGAGUCCGGCUCCACCCAGCAUGUGGGUGUCUGAGGCCAGCCAACCUACAGAGCACCUGUGCCUGGGUCGGGGUGUAGAAAGGUUAGAAGCUCUAGUGCCCCCAUACACACCAUUCAGUGGCCAUUCCAGACUGGCCCAGUGCUGUCCUGGCAUUGUCUGGGAACCAAGAUGGGCUCUCAGCUGUUGUGGGAGGUCCUGAGCCAGAACCUAGUAAUCAGAGCUGAUGGACCAAGAAAUCCAUCAGGAAUUUCUCAUGUCCUCCUUGCCAAGAUUAUCUGCAUAUCAUGUCAUCUGAAAGUCAUUCUUCCAACAGCUGUGACGUGGAGGGAUGAGAUGGGGACUGGGGCUGGGUUCACGUCAUCAGGCAGAAGCAAGUCUUCCUAGGUAAGGCCUGCUUCCUACUAAGUGCAGAGAGUGAGGUGGAUCCAGAAAACCACCUGCACAGACAGUUUGGUUUUGACACUUGAUGCUGCUCAGGCUGUGAUGUCAACUUAGUUUGGGCUAGUCAUCUUUCCUGGAGAGUGUGGGCUGUCCUAGUACUGUGCUAGGUUCCUGUGGGACGCCGCUAGUACCCAGAGAGCUCAUCUAAGGCCUUUUGCUCCAAGCAGUCGUGCUGACAUCUUAGUCAGCACACACAAAUGACAGCUGUAUUAAGUGACCCUCCUCAUCUAUCCUGGGCCCUGGGGACCCCUGGGUAUCUUGGGAUUACUGACUGUGGCUGAUGUAACACAUGUGAGCAAGGCUAAGUGUUGGUCCUUUGCCCUACCCAGCAUGGGGACCUCAAAAGAUACAUUCCUUUACCCCUGGGACUGGAGCCAUGCAGUCCUCCAGGAUGGACAGAUGUUGUGGCUGACCUGAGUCUCUCCUUGAGCCUGGACCUCCUGUAGUUUGUCUAUACUGAGGGGCCCCUGCAACUCAGAGGCUGUGUCCCUAACUUGUACAUAUGUGAUUGCUGUGGGCACCCCCUGGUCCCCAUGUCAUAACCACCUGACGUAAUGACUAGUAUCCUGCUGUUUACAUCUGAGUGUUAGCUGUAGGCUCUUGUACUGUUUGUGUGCACUUAGGGCUCUGUCCAAUUAAGAAAUAAACGUGGCUCUCAUGCGACACACA